AUGGAGAAAAAUGGCAUGCGCCCUAUUACGGGUGUCCAUACUGGCACGUUCUUCACGGGCCAAGGCCUCGGAACGUCGAAUGAGCUCGUGGCAGCACUCAGGGUCCUUCUCAGCCACGCUGUGCACUUCCUGGAUGGAAACUGUAUCGCGAGAUCUAUUGCAAACGGCGAGCUGAGUAUGACGUAUACGUGGUAA
Molecule: messenger RNA, 195 nt
Organism: Serpula lacrymans var. lacrymans S7.9
Lineage: Eukaryota; Fungi; Basidiomycota; Agaricomycetes; Boletales; Serpulaceae
Exons: 1
Coding region: 1-195 (64 amino acids)
Source: RefSeq, a predicted model, not a curated record